AUGCUCAAGCGAGUCUGCACAUUGAUCAUUAGAAGAGGACUUUUGACAUUUCAGAAUGACAGCGCCUUCAGAGUUCAUCCAUCGGUAUCGCAUGCACUGGCAGAAAACCGCCCAGUGGUGGCGCUAGAGAGCACUAUCAUCACUCAUGGCAUGCCCUAUCCUCACAAUCUCAGCACAGCCAGAGAGGUGGAGGCCAUAGUGAGGGCCCAAGACGCCACCCCUGCCACUGUCGGGGUGAUUGAGGGCAAAGUUCACAUCGGUCUGUCUACGGAGGAGCUGGACUUCCUGGCCCGCUGUGACGGCUCCGUCAAGGUGUCUCGCCGUGACCUGCCGUAUGUGGUUAGCCAAGGGCUCUCUGGGGGAACGACUGUGUCGGCCACCAUGAUAGCGGCACAGCGAGUUGGCAUCCCCGUGUUUGUCACUGGAGGCAUCGGGGGAGUGCACAGAGAUGGAGAGAAUAGUCUGGAUAUCAGUGCGGAUCUAACAGAACUCGGCAGGACUCCCGUUGUUGUGGUGUCUGCUGGAGUCAAGUCUAUUCUAGACGUUGGGCGCACUCUGGAGUUCCUCGAGACGCAGGGUGUUUGUGUUGCCACCUAUGGACCAUCAAAGGAUUUCCCAGCCUUCUUCUCUCCACUAAGUGGAUUCACCUCUCCUUACCAAGUCGGCGACCCUGACAAGGCUGCACAACUCAUCGAGAGUGCUUUGUCGCUUGGUGUCCACAGUGGCGUGCUGAUCGCUGUGCCCAUCCCGCAGGAGUACGCAGCAGCUGGCCAGCAGAUAGAGCAAGCAAUACAGACGGCCUUGGCAGAGACAAAUGCUCGAGGCAUCACAGGAAAAGACGUGACGCCGAACAUUCUCCAAAGGAUCAACGAGCUGACGCAAGGAAAGUCCCUUCAAGCCAAUAUUGCUCUCAUUCAUAACAAUGCAAAAGUUGGCAGCCAGAUAGCCGGUGCGCUGUCAAAGCGGGUGAACAAAAGAAAGUCAAGUAUCGCAUCAUAUCAUCCCGCCAAACAAUGUGAAACCAAUAUCGUUGUCGUCGGGGGUAUAAAUGUGGAUUUUAUUGCAAAAGGAAAAACGAAAACACUUCAAUUUGGACAGACCAACCCAGGAAGUUUUUGUCAGUCAUAUGGAGGCGUAGGACGAAACAUCGCUGAAUGUCUGAGUCGUUUGGGUCAUCGGCCGAUGUUCAUCUCAGCCACCGGAGCUGAUUCUCAAAGCGAUGCCGUCUUCAACUACUGCAAACAUAUGGAUACCAGCGGCGUGACGAGGUUGGAAGGCCAAAGCACAGCUACCUACUGUGCGGUUAUCACUGAAAAUGGAGAACUCAGUCUUGGACUGGGCGACAUGGACAUUCAUCAGCUAAUAACAGAACAAUAUGUGUCACAGUUUGAGAAGCAGCUUUUGUCGUCCACCCUGGUGUGUCUUGAUGGAAACAUACCAGCCUCCACCAUCAGUUAUGUUUGCUCCGUCGCCAAACAGCACAACAUCAACGUUUGGUAUGAGCCGACGGAUUCAAAAAAAGCUUGUAAACCCUUUCUGUCCGACGCCUGGAAGUCGCUGUCCUACGCGUCACCCAACCUGGCGGAGUUGUGCACCAUGAAUAAAACGCUUGGCCUACAAACACCUAAAGUGCUUCCAAACUCCCUGGAGCAGGUGCUGAGUCUGGCCGUGGCCCUCUCACGCCCCCUUCUGGAGCAUCUCCACUGCCUGGUGGUGACCCUGGGAGAGAAUGGAGUGGUGGUAUGCGGUGAGCACCAUGUGGGCUCAGUCAAUCUGAAGCCAAGAAUAGAGAAGAAGACAAGGAAGCUGUGCGCUCUCCACUACCCAGCACUGAGUGCAGCAGCACAUAAGAACGUCUCAGGAGCAGGAGACAGUCUUGCAGGCGCCUUGAUGGCCGGGAUCAUCCAGGGUCGAGACACGGACGCAUGUGUUCGGAUGGGUCUCCUGGCCGCACGCUUGUCCCUCGCAUCACCACAUCCUAUCGCUCCCAUGCUGAGUACACACUCUGUAGAGCCCGACCGCAUCCAAAACCACAGCUGGCCCAAACCAACAUUCAUGUGGCUUGACUGAAAGUGUUUGGAGUUGGUGCCUCUAAAUUGUCCGUAGAAUGUUGUUGUUUGUCUGUAUGUGCCUUGCAAUUGACUGGCAACCAGUCCAGGAUGUAACUCCACCUCUUGCUCAAAGUCAGCUGGGAUAGGCAUCAGCACACAUUAAAUAUUGACACUUUUGGCCCAAUUUGGACAUUUUCACUUAGGGGUGUACUCACUUUUGUUCCCAAUGGUUUAGACAUUGAUAGCUAUGUGUUGAGUUA
Phycodurus eques (leafy seadragon) is the source of this 2311-nucleotide messenger RNA. RefSeq lists its product as uncharacterized. Bases 1 to 2070 code for a protein of 689 amino acids. Gene Ontology annotation, molecular function: pseudouridylate synthase activity; kinase activity. NCBI's taxonomy places the organism in Eukaryota, Metazoa, Chordata, Actinopteri, Syngnathiformes, Syngnathidae. The record is from RefSeq and is a predicted model, not a curated record. The transcript is spliced from 18 exons.